AUGGACGGCCUCGUCGUUAUCGAGAUACUUAGAGGCUGCCUCAUUAAGGCCAGCCACUGGAUGAGUCCCGCGCCGACGCCCGCUUCGUCCGAACUGGUGGAGAUCAUCCUGAUCGAACUCGCACACGCCCGCCCGCUGUUUCUCCUCUCGAGCGCCGCCCGCGUGGACCGCGACUUCCACGAUAUCGUCAACUCCUCCAAGAUCAUCAAGACCAUCAUUCAAGAGCACAUCGACAGCACCCUCACGCGUGCCACGCCCACCGAGGAUGUGGUCAUCGGUACCCCAAACCCAUUGCUGAAGAGAUUCGACGUCGGACUUGUGAUGCGCGACUGCCCUACUAUGGGAGAAGAUUACCCAAGCAAAACAUUCAACCUCAACGGCAACGUCUUGGCUUUCUCGUACUGGUUCCGCACUGGCCCCUGGGUGGAGAUCCAGCUCCAUAAUGACGACAAGAAAGCAGUUCCGCCCUCCUGCGGCGAGAUGCGUAUUCUCGAUCCGCCCCAGACGGUCGAGCUUCACGUCCGAUACGCGGCUGAGGUGGGAGUCUCGGAGUACUACCGCGAGAAGUCCCAAGACCCUAUCUUCGAGGAAGGCAAGAGCGUUAUCCUCGUUCCGAUGCUCGCCGUGGCUGAAACCCAAGCCGCGACUGUCCAAGAGCUCCUCGACGUCGCCAAGGAGCUGAAGAAGUCCCAUCCAAAGGAUUGGGCCGAGCGCCGCAGCGGUCCGUGGGGAUCAUUCGCCAGUGUCGACUUCAGUCAGCCGCAGAACUCUGCGCAGAAGACGGUGGUCUCCAAGGCGCAGUACGAGGAGUUGAGUCGUUUCGAUCACCCAAUCGGCUACUCGAAGAUCGUCAACUCUUGA
This is a messenger RNA of Zasmidium cellare ATCC 36951, 861 nucleotides long. RefSeq lists its product as uncharacterized. The transcript is spliced from 2 exons. The record is from RefSeq and is a predicted model, not a curated record. Bases 1 to 861 code for a protein of 286 amino acids. Lineage: Eukaryota; Fungi; Ascomycota; Dothideomycetes; Mycosphaerellales; Mycosphaerellaceae.